Molecule: messenger RNA, 426 nt
Organism: Schizosaccharomyces osmophilus
Lineage: Eukaryota; Fungi; Ascomycota; Schizosaccharomycetes; Schizosaccharomycetales; Schizosaccharomycetaceae
Gene: gmf1
Product: cofilin/tropomyosin family Glia Maturation Factor-like protein Gmf1
Exons: 1
Coding region: 1-426 (141 amino acids)
Biological process (GO): actin filament debranching; negative regulation of Arp2/3 complex-mediated actin nucleation
Cellular component (GO): actin cortical patch
Molecular function (GO): actin binding; Arp2/3 complex binding
Source: RefSeq, a predicted model, not a curated record
AUGUCGUCUGAAGCUCGUAUGUUUAGCAUUUCUGAUACAAUCAUCAAGGAAAUUGAUCGAUUCCGCUUGAGACUCAAGAAAUCUCUUUUGUUUGCCUACAUUUUCAAAAUAGAUAAAAGCACCAAAGAAGUAGUCCCAGAUGGAGAAAUUAUGCAAAUAGAAAGUGUCGAAGAAAUUGCAGACGAAUUGUCUGAAACUCAACCUCGUUACAUUCUGGUCUCUUAUCCUACGAAAACGACUGAUGGCCGUUUGAGUACACCGCUUUUUAUGGUUUACUGGAGGCCAACUAGUUCACCUCAUGAUCUAUCUAUGAUUUAUGCAUCAGCCAAGGUCUGGUUUCAGGAUCAAGCUCAAGUACACAAAGUCUUGGAAGUACGAGAAAUUGAAGAUAUUACGACGGAUGCAGUAGAAGAGUUCCUUCAUUAA